Messenger RNA from Lachancea mirantina, 1152 nucleotides. The record is from the annotation of a GenBank genome assembly. NCBI's taxonomy places the organism in Eukaryota, Fungi, Ascomycota, Saccharomycetes, Saccharomycetales, Saccharomycetaceae.
AUGCCACUAUUUCAAGUAGAAGGCUGGGAUUUGAAAACUACCAAAGUUUCGUUUGACAACGCUUCUUCAAAACCUUCGAAAAAGAAAGACAAAAAGAAGAGGGCCAAAGCUUCGAAAAACGGCAAUGAUUCGACACUACAGACCACGUCUCGUUCCGAGCCAGUUGAAACCGAACAAUAUUCUAGUACUGCUGUAGCUGUUCCAAGUGUUGAGGAAAAUACGCGGAAAAACAACAAGAAGAGGAAGAUUCAAGAAGAUGAAGAUACCGAGCAAAACGUCCAGCUGGACGUCAAGAAGCCACUUACUGCUUUGCAGAAGAAAAUGCUUGCUAAACUGAGUGGAUCGAGGUUCCGGUGGAUCAAUGAGCAACUGUAUACAAUUUCGUCUGAUGAGGCGCUACGUCUUGUGAAAAAACAGCCCGAAGUCUUUGACGAGUACCACGAAGGGUUCAGGUCGCAAGUACAGUCAUGGCCCGAGAAUCCUGUCAAUGUUUUUGUGAGCGAAAUCGAAAGGCGGUCAAAAAGGCCCGUCAACGCCCCGGGUGGUCUUCCCGGGUUAUCCGACAGCAAGAAAAUAGUCAUUAGCGAUAUGGGUUGUGGAGAAGCUCAACUAGCACUAGACGUCAGUAAUUUCUUCAAACGUCAUAACAAGAAAGCCAAGAAACAUCAUCAAAAAAAAUGUGAGGUGCAUAGCUUCGACCUGAAAAAGGUGAAUGAGAGGAUCACCGUGGCCGACAUUAAGCACGUUCCAUUGAAAGACGAAUCUUGUACUGUGGUCGUUUUUUGUUUAGCCCUCAUGGGUACCAACUUUCUGGAUUUUAUCGAGGAAGCGUACCGAAUUUUAGCACCAAGAGGUGAACUUUGGAUCGCAGAAAUCAAAUCUAGGUUUGCCGACGGUAAGGGCGAAGAAUUCGUAGAUGCGCUCAAAUUGCUUGGAUUUUUCCACAAGACAACCGAUGACACCAACAAAAUGUUCACAAGAUUUGAAUUCUUUAAACCACCACGUGAGAUCAUUGAAGAACGUAAAGCGAAGCUGGAAAGGAAGCAGAAAUUUAUCGAAGUUGAAACGCAAAAGGAGACCUUGCAGAAGCGUAGGAAUAAACAAGCAGAAGGCGAAUGGCUUCUUAAACCUUGUAUCUAUAAAAGGAGGUAA